Helianthus annuus (common sunflower) is the source of this 1560-nucleotide messenger RNA. RefSeq lists its product as uncharacterized. NCBI's taxonomy places the organism in Eukaryota, Viridiplantae, Streptophyta, Magnoliopsida, Asterales, Asteraceae. Bases 119 to 1441 code for a protein of 440 amino acids. The transcript has 3 exons. The record is from RefSeq and is a predicted model, not a curated record.
UUUCUGGAAUGCAUACAGCUCUUUAAUUACACAAAUAAGUCAUUUCAUCUUUUCUUCAAACCCUAAAUCAAAAGCAGCUAGUUCUUCUUCUUCUUGGAGCUUCAUCAUCAGAUCAGAAAUGGGUUUGCUCAAGCACAUCCAGUUAAAGGGUGUUGGUGGUGUAAAGCUUACUUCGACUCUUGUUGCCAAACACGAGGACACCGUUUUGGACCCGACUGCAGGUGAUGUUAACACGGCCGGUGGAGAGAAGCGGCAGCCGGAGGUGUCGGGCUCGUCUACAAAGAGACGGAAGCUUGUUAAGGAAGAGUCGAAUGUAGUGACCAUUUCUAGUGAAAAGAGUCACGAGUCGAUUGAAAAAGACGAUGCUGAUGUGCAGUCUAGUCGUGAUACCGGCCCUCGCACAGACAAUGUUGUGUUAAAGACGCCUGGUACGGGAUCUGUUAAAAGACGCGGAAAAAAGAUUGUGUUUUCAGAAUCGGGUGAGUCAUCCGACCAGGCGGAUCAUGACACGGGCCCACACCCACCCAUAAGAGGCGGAACAGAGAUUGCGUUUUCAGAAUCGGGUGAGGCAUCCAAUGAGGGUGAUCUCCAUGUCUUGGACCGCGUGAGGUGUCUCUCGCAGCUUGUGGGGUCUGUUCCCGGGCUUGUUACUAGUUGGUAUGAGAGGAAAGUGAAGAUGGAGGCCCGUUUGAGGGACAGGAUUUUGCGGUAUCGCUUGAGAAUGACUGAUCAGGCUGCGAAGAAUGCGAAGCUAGCAAAGAAGGUGAGAAAGCUGAAGAAGUUGAAGAAGACGACGCCUGUUGAGAAAGGAAAAGAGGCGAUACGGAUGCUUGCGAAGAACACUAUUGAGCAUGCGAAAGUGGUGGAGGCGUUAGAAAAGGAAUUGGAGAAUGCUCAGGCUGAGAGUGUUGAGCAUGCAUAUGAGAAACUGAAGCAGGCUAAUGAGGAGCUUGAGAUACAAAGGGAAAUGGUGAAGAAGCUCAAUGGCGAGCUUGAGCUGGAGAAAGACGGCAGGAGGCAAGAGUGUGAGUCUCUAGAGAAGUCACUCGAGCGGGUUUCGUCUGAACGACAGUGGUUGAUCCAGGAAGGCUUCGAGUAUGUGAUAAAUAAACUGCACCGAAGUCAGGAAUAUCUUGGACCGUUGGGGGCUGUGCAAUCAAACUUGUGGGACUCGGGGGCUCACUACGGGCUUGAACAAUGUUAUGAAAGUUGCAAAGAUGGUGUGGCUUUGGAGGAUGCCUCCCUAUAUAACCCGGGGGCCCAUGAGAGGUUUCUUAAGGCCGUGCAUGAGAUGGAACACACACGCUUCCCAUACGUUGUAGCCCUGUCGCAAUGUGCAGACCGUUCGCUCGAUGACUUGAGAGCGCUGGAGCCCACAGGGCUGGAAAAAGAUGGAGAUGAAGUUGCAGUUGAUGGUGGUGGCAGUGUUGGUGAUCAGUAGUAGUUUGCAUAGAGUAUUGUUUAUGGUCCAAGUGACAAAUCAUCAUGGGCCAGCUUUUGUUAUGCUACUUUUGACCUUUCAGGUCAAACAUGAACUGCAAAUAUUAAUAUAAGCAUGAA